This is a messenger RNA of Plasmopara halstedii, 900 nucleotides long. RefSeq names its product RxLR-like protein. The coding region runs from base 324 to 521 and encodes 65 amino acids. The record is from RefSeq and is a predicted model, not a curated record. NCBI's taxonomy places the organism in Eukaryota, Oomycota, Peronosporomycetes, Peronosporales, Peronosporaceae. The transcript has a single exon.
AUUGUCAAGAGUGAGGAAUGUGAGAUUGGUUCUCGCUUGUCAAGUGUAGAAAUGAUUGAAGAGCAAGGCUGACAUGCAUCGCAGUCACGACAUCAUGAGAUCCGUUGCACCUCAUGGCUUUACGGCAGACUGUAUGCCGACACAUUGACGGGACAUGUUAGCACGACGGUGCACUUGGUUGAAACAGAAAAAAUCAACACGAAUAUGUCCAAUGUUAUUUGAUUACAUUAUUAGACCGUGUCGAGGACAUUUCGCACCGAUAAACAGAUGAUAUGUUAAACUGCACAUCCAGAAUCUCAGACGUAGACAUCAAUUGCAAUUGAAUGUUACUAUCUCGUGCCUUUCAGAUGCUUGCCUGGUUAACUUUAUACUUAAACGAAAUGCUUGCUUUUUUCGUCCGGGAAUUUGCUCUGCGAGACUCCUCAAAAGUCGUCCAUUCUUUCUUUUGGAAACCUGUCAGCUUUUUGAUAUUAAGCGGAGACGCCCAGACAUCUGUCGUUUCCCAUUAUCAUUGUACUUGAGCUAGGUUGUGAUAUGUGCCAGCAGGGUAUUUCGGAACACAGACAAAAAUUUUCUUGUUCUAGGUACUAGACGUCGUUCACUAAUCCUACGAUGCUUUGAACAUAUGGUAUAUUUACUUUAGCUGCGACCGAUACAAGCGGAUGUAACAUAUCUAGCAUGUGAUAUCCGAAAAAGCGGAUGCCUUUUGGUAGUGGGAUAAGUGAUACGCUUACUGAGUUAGUUUUGAAGAGCAGUAGAUGCUAUGGGUUGUGAUUUUCGCCACUGCUGCCGCAUGUUCAUCUGCAUGAAGUCCCAAUGCUACAAGAAGCUUGUUUGAGGGUAGCGCCAAAUGACUAAGCUGCAUUGACAUUUGUCAGUUUAACUCUUGAAAUUUACCCC